UCACUUGGUGAGGCUAAUGCCUCGGCGGAUGCCUCCUGCUCUGGGGGGAAGUGGGAGCAGUCCCUGGGUCCGAGUGGGGAGGAAGAACCCCUGCUCCCACCUGCCCCUCACCUCAGCCCCGACUCCCUCCCCACCCCCAAGGGAAGGGCGGAGGGGAUUCCACCAACUCGGAUACGAAAGUGCGACAAGCAUCACCUACGCUAGCGGCGGCUACCGAGCUUGCCUAAGAAAAGCACCCUCAGGUGCAGCACCAGCGCCGGAGCGUUACGGAAAGUCCGUAAGAGACCACUGACCUCGUUGAAGAGUUGCGGACUUUGCGUACGGGUCCGGUGUCAGGUGCGGCCUCGGCCUUCCCUAACCACCAGAAUUACGGAAUCUCCGUUAAUCCUAAGGGACGGGAGGCGGGCGAGUUUACGCCGUGCACGCAAGGAGCGAUGGUCUCAGGUGUUGUAUUGCAGAAAGCGACUCCUGGAGCAUCUCGCCUGUAUGAACUCUUGAGCUGGCAGGGGAUUGAGAGGCUUAUGAGGAGGUUCUGUCAGGCAAAAACAGUGCCUAGCAAAGAUACCGAGGAGGAGGGAAAAGGAGAAGGGGGAGGGGGAGCGGAGCUGAGUCUCUAGCAAACCAUGAGAUCUAUCCGAUCUUUUGCUAAUGAUGACCGCCAUGUUAUGGUGAAACAUUCAACCAUUUAUCCAUCUCCAGAGGAACUUGAAGCUGUCCAGAACAUGGUGUCGACAGUCGAAUGUGCCCUUAAACAUGUCUCCGAUUGGAUGGAUGAAUUGAACAAGUCUGUGAAAAUCGAGGGAGAUGGGGAAGCAAAAGAGGAAGCUGCAGAAAGUAAUGCCAAGAAUCAAGGUGGUCGGACCUUAUGUGGUGUGAUGAGAAUUGGUUUGGUUGCAAAGGGCUUGCUGAUAAAGGAUGACAUGGAUUUGGAGCUAGUUCUCAUGUGCAAAGAAAAACCCACAAAGACCUUGUUAUAUACAGUCAAAGACAAUCUCCCAAUCCAAGUUCAGAAACUUACAGAAGAGAAGUACCAGGUGGAGCAGUGUGUGAACGAGGCAGCUAUUAUUAUUCGUCACACAAAGGAGCCCACCCUAACACUGAAGGUGAUACUUACAUCCCCUCUCAUUCGUGAGGAAACGGAGAAGAAGGACGGAGUAGACAAUGUUGCGAUGAAAGAUCCUCCGGACUUAUUGGACAGGCAGAAAUGCCUGGAGGCCUUGGCCUCUCUGCGGCACGCCAAAUGGUUUCAGGCCAGGGCAAAUGGACUAAAAUCAUGUGUAAUUGUUCUACGUAUUCUCCGUGAUUUGUGCAACAGAGUCCCCACGUGGGCACCGCUAAAAGGAUGGCCACUAGAGCUUAUAUGUGAAAAAUCUAUAGGUACUUGUAAUAGACCCUUGGGCGCUGGGGAGGCCUUAAGACGAGUGAUGGAGUGUUUGGCAUCUGGAAUUCUGCUUCCUGGUGGCCCUGGCCUACAUGAUCCCUGUGAGCGGGAGCCAACAGAUGCUUUGUCCUAUAUGACAGUGCAGCAAAAAGAAGCCAUUACACACAGUGCUCAGCACGCGCUCAGGCUAUCAGCCUUUGGUCAGAUCUAUAAGGUGCUCGAAAUGGACCCUCUCCCAUCAAAUAAAUCCUUUCAGAAAUAUUCCUGGUCAGUUACUGACAAAGAAGGUGCAGGCUCCUCUGCUCUGAAAAGGCCAUUUGAAGAUGGAUUAGGGGAUGAUAAAGAUCCAAAUAAAAAGAUGAAGCGCAACUUGAGGAAAAUCCUAGACAGUAAAGCAAUCGAUCUCAUGAACGCUCUGAUGAGACUGAACCAGAUCAGGCCAGGGCUUCAGUAUAAGCUUCUGUCGCAGUCGGGUCCAGUCCAUGCCCCAGUCUUCACAAUGUCUGUAGAUGUUGAUGGUACGACCUAUGAAGCAUCAGGACCUUCUAAGAAAACAGCUAAGCUCCAUGUGGCAGUGAAGGUAUUACAAGCAAUGGGCUACCCAACUGGCUUUGAUGCAGAUAUUGAGUGCAUGAGCUCUGAUGAAAAAUCAGAUACCGAAGGCAAAAAUGAGACUGUUUCUUCAAACUCAAGCAAUAAUACUGGAAAUUCUACAAUUGACACCUCCUCUACCUUAGAGGUAAGAACUCAGGGCCCUAUCCUCACAGCAAGUGGCAAAAACCCAGUGAUGGAGCUAAAUGAAAAAAGAAGAGGUCUUAAGUAUGAGCUCAUCUCUGAGACAGGUGGGAGCCAUGAUAAGCGCUUUGUAAUGGAGGUAGAAGUAGACGGGCAGAAGUUCAGAGGCGCAGGUCCAAAUAAGAAGGUGGCAAAAGCGAGUGCUGCUUUAGCAGCACUUGAGAAACUCUUUUCUGGGCCUAAUGCAGCCAACAAUAAGAAAAAGAAGAUUCUCCCUCAGACUAAAGGAGUUGUAAAUACAGCUGUGUCUGCAGCAGUCCAGGUUGCUCGAGGCAGAGGACGAGGCGCUUUAACACGAGGGGCAUUUGUUGGGGCAGCCGCCGCUACUGGAUACAUAACACCAGGCUAUGGGGCACCUUAUGGGUACAGCCCAGCUGCGCCAGCCUAUGGUAUACCCAAGAGAAUGGUUCUGUUACCAGUUAUGAAAUUCCCAACAUAUCCUGUUCCCCACUACUCAUUCUUUUAGCAAAUGGCAGAAGCUAAUUCCUAUUGAUUGAACAACACAGUACAGUACAGAAUGUUAGAAGAAAAAAAGCCUUUUUAUCCUGUUUUCUUUGAACACAUACUUGAGCAAAGUCAUUUGUAAAGAAACAUCUUUUCCUACUUUUUGAUUUUAACAAAAUGCAAAUUUAGUUCUCUAAAACUUGAAAAAAAAAAUGUUCUGUGAAAUGUUACCUCAUUUUCAAAUAACUUAUACCAGCCUUCUGUUAUAGGGAAGAACUAGAAGCUUAAACCUUACGUUUUAAAUGAAGUAUCCGAUUAUGUAAAAUUAAAUUUGUGAAGGAUGUAUAGAAUAUAAAACACUGAUCACAAAUAAACUGUUUUGUCGUAA
Dermochelys coriacea (leatherback sea turtle) is the source of this 3008-nucleotide messenger RNA. RefSeq names its product spermatid perinuclear RNA binding protein (gene STRBP). The transcript has 18 exons. Gene Ontology annotation, cellular component: precatalytic spliceosome. Gene Ontology annotation, molecular function: single-stranded RNA binding; double-stranded RNA binding. The coding region runs from base 624 to 2642 and encodes 672 amino acids. The record is from RefSeq and is a predicted model, not a curated record. Lineage: Eukaryota; Metazoa; Chordata; Testudines; Dermochelyidae.